AUGGAAAUAGCCAGGAGAAAUGCAAUCAUCGAAGGCAAAAUAAGUCAGCGGACUCGCUCAUUAUCAUUGAACGAAGAACUUAAUAAGAAAUACUUGAAGCUGAUCGCUAAUUGGAAACGGAGUCUGAUCGAGGAACCACAUUUGAAUAGGACACCAGAAUCAUUUGGUUUCUGGCUGCCGGAAACUAGCGAAGCCUGCUCCUCCUCAGAUGAGGAAUCCUCUGAGAUCGCUCCGGAUCCGCAUGAGCUAUAUGCGGACUGUGCCGAGCAUCACGAAUUCUUUCCGCGUCUUCCAGUGAUGGUUUGGUCAAGUCUUUACUCCCAUGCCGCCCGAGAACAUGCCAAGGCCGGGCUGCUGGAGCCGGUGCAGCUGGAGAUGCUUGAGGUCGCCAAAGCCGUUGAUGCGAUGGAGACCCUAACGAGCGUAGAGGUCAGGGAUUGUGCUCAAGCACAGCGAAUGGUAUCGAAUAUCACUGUAGCCCAGUACUUUUCCAAUGUAGAGGGUCGGGAGCUAGAUGGUAGAGAGGUGUACCUGAUUUCGUUGCGCAACUUCUGGUUUAGCACGUUGCAAGUGAAAGUUGGCAAACUUUAUCUGCAUGUGGAUCGGUAUGUGUUCUUCCAAUAUCUGAAGGGCUUUGGCGAAUACAAGAGUUGGUCCCUGGAAUUUCCCACUAACAAGGUAUCGAUGAUGCUGUUGUCCCGCAUGUACAAUUGGAUGGUUGCCGGAAUCAAACCGCUGGUACUCGGCCACGACUUUGUUGAGAUGUACCACUUGGCUAAGUAUCUGAAUGUGCAUCACCUGUUGGAGCUCUUCUAUAACUCUCUUUCGAUUCAUAAUGGGGGCGAAGGGGGUGUCUGGGAACAGGAAGCAUUCAGAGGAUACCAGAUAUGUCGUCGUGUGAAAUGCAGCGAUUUGAUGGCCAUAUUUAUGCACCGAAUACAAAAGGUGUUCUUGCCGCUGGUCGCAUCUGAGGAGUUCCUCGCCAUGGAAGCGGGCGAGGUGGCCUAUAUGCUCAAAAUGGACUCGCUAUGCGUGAACAGUGAGGACGAAGUGUUCUUUGCAGCCGUGUACUGGCUAGGGCACAACUGGGAGGAGCGGGAGCAACAUAUGGAGCAGGUCAUGGCCAGUGUGCGUUACUCCAUGUUAUCGCCUUGGCUGCACCACUCCAUUCUCUACAAACCGGAGAACGAGAUAAUCCAGAAGGUGGGCGAAAGCCAUAUGAUUCGCGCCCUGUUAUGGAAAGGCAACUGGGUUAGGCUGGCGACAUUCGCCAAGAUUCAAGAACCGGAGCUUGCCGAUGACGCCCUGGUAAUUCGUGCCAUGCAGGUGAAAGACUACGAUCGGGCAUGGGGCUUCUGUGCAGGCAUUCCCCACCAUCACGCCCCCGAUUGCUGUCGAUUCGCAAAACUCAGCUUUAAGAUGUUCGUAAGAUUCCUUAAUAUGAUGCACAGCCACGCCUUAAGGUAUAUGGCAGAAACACAGUUCGUACCGUAUAAGCAUUUCGAGCCACUCAAAUGCUGCUCCAAACGGGAUUAUGUCAGGACUGUAACCUUUGCAAGAAAAUUUCGAAACAGGCUGGGUAAACUGUUCCCCUUCGAAUUUCGCUAUAAUAUGGACUAA
Drosophila navojoa is the source of this 1620-nucleotide messenger RNA. RefSeq lists its product as uncharacterized. The record is from RefSeq and is a predicted model, not a curated record. NCBI's taxonomy places the organism in Eukaryota, Metazoa, Arthropoda, Insecta, Diptera, Drosophilidae.